AUGGCGGCGGCGGGAAGCGGACCAGGACCGGGAGUGAGCGCAGGACCCGGGUCGGCAGCGGCUGCCAAUGCAACACCAGCAGAAGAAGGGGAGACGAAGCCGGCAGCAGCCGUAGUGGCUGCUCCGGCCGGAGAAGGGACGUCUGCUGCUCCAGCCUCCGCGGAGCCCGGCUCCGGAGAGGCCGAAAGCGGUGAUGCAAAUUCGGUUGAUGUAAGUGGUGGCUUGGAGACAGAAUCCUCUAAUGGAAAAGAGACACUUGAAGGUGCUGGGGAUACUUCAGAGGUGAUGGAUACUCAGGCAGGCUCCGUGGAUGAAGAAAAUGGCCGUCAGUUGGGAGAGGUGGAGCUGCAGUGUGGAAUAUGUACCAAAUGGUUCACAGCAGACACCUUCGGCAUAGAUACCUCAUCCUGUCUACCAUUCAUGACCAACUACAGUUUCCACUGCAACGUGUGCCACCACAGCGGGAACACCUAUUUCCUCCGGAAGCAAGCAAACUUGAAAGAAAUGUGCCUUAGUGCUUUGGCCAACCUAACGUGGCAGUCCCGAACACAAGAUGAGCAUCCAAAAACCAUGUUCUCCAAAGAUAAGGAUAUCAUACCGUUUAUUGAUAAAUACUGGGAAUGCAUGACGACCAGACAAAGACCUGGGAAAAUGACCUGGCCAAAUAACAUUGUGAAAACUAUGAGUAAAGAAAGAGAUGUGUUCUUAGUAAAGGAACACCCUGAUCCAGGGAGUAAGGACCCAGAAGAAGAUUACCCCAAGUUUGGCCUUCUGGAUCAGGAUCUUAGUAACAUCGGUCCUGCUUAUGACAACCAAAAGCAGAGUAGUGCCGUGUCUACCAGCGGGAAUCUAAAUGGCGGCAUCGCAGCAGGAAGCAGUGGGAAAGGCAGAGGAGCCAAGCGCAAACAGCAGGACGGCAGCACCGCGGGGACCACCAAGAAGGCCCGGAGUGACCCUUUGUUUUCUGCUCAGCGUCUUCCCCCUCAUGGCUACCCCUUGGAACACCCGUUUAACAAAGAUGGCUAUCGCUAUAUUCUAGCUGAGCCCGAUCCCCACGCCCCUGACCCUGAGAAGCUCGAACUCGACUGCUGGGCAGGAAAACCGAUUCCGGGAGACCUCUACAGAGCCUGCUUAUAUGAACGGGUUUUGUUAGCCCUGCAUGAUCGAGCUCCCCAGUUAAAGAUCUCCGAUGACCGGCUGACUGUGGUCGGCGAGAAGGGCUACUCUAUGGUUCGGGCUUCUCAUGGGGUUCGGAAAGGUGCCUGGUACUUUGAAAUCACAGUGGAUGAGAUGCCGCCAGACACUGCCGCCAGACUGGGCUGGUCCCAGCCGUUAGGUAACCUUCAGGCUCCCUUAGGUUAUGAUAAAUUUAGUUAUUCUUGGCGGAGCAAAAAGGGAACCAAAUUCCACCAGUCCAUUGGCAAACACUACUCUUCUGGCUACGGACAGGGAGACGUCCUGGGGUUUUAUAUCAAUCUUCCCGAAGAUACAGAGACAGCCAAGUCACUGCCCGAUACCUACAAAGAUAAGGCUUUAAUAAAGUUCAAGAGUUAUUUGUAUUUUGAAGAAAAAGACUUUGUGGAUAAAGCAGAGAAGAGCCUAAAGCAGACUCCUCACAGUGAGAUCAUUUUUUAUAAAAAUGGUGUCAAUCAAGGUGUGGCUUACAAAGACAUUUUUGAAGGGGUUUACUUUCCAGCCAUCUCCCUGUACAAGAGCUGCACGGUCUCCAUAAACUUUGGACCAUGCUUCAAGUACCCUCCAAAGGAUCUCACGUACCGCCCUAUGAGUGACAUGGGCUGGGGCGCCGUGGUGGAGCACACUCUGGCCGAUGUCUUGUAUCACGUGGAGACGGAAGUGGAUGGGAGGCGGAGCCCCCCGUGGGAGCCCUGACCAAGUCCUUUUCUCUUUGCAGACACAGACUUUCUGGGGAAUUGUAUGAGGGGGGUGUUGUUUUUGUUUUCUAAAUGUUGCAAGUUUUCCCGAAGAUCCCACAGAACAGGGCCUCUGCUGUAGUAAGUUGAAGGUCGAGUGGGACUGGGAGAGAUCCCUGCCCUUCAUUACUCGCCCUUCCAGGAUGGCUUUCCCUGUGCACACCAGACUGCAACAGCUGCCGCCCUGGGAUCCCAUAAGCGCCCCGUGCAAAGGGCUGUACCACACACUCCACCCACCAGCUGAGACGUGCUGCUUCCUGUGUUUUCAGAGGACGGGGUCGUCUCGUCCAGUAGCUAACUUAUUUAGAGAUAUUUCCUUCUGUGGGCGUUGCCUGCCUCCCACCUGGUUCCCAGGAAGCAGUGGGCCCAUUUCUGAGAAGAGCUGGAAUCCACGACUACAUUCCAAAGCAGUCUAAAAAUGCUUUCCUUUUGGUAUGGGUGUGCUUUUAAUUUUGAGAUCAACUUUUGAACACUGGGAUCUCUGAAACUACUAGGUCCGUAGGACUGUCAUUGUGAAAGGCACUUGCUUGCAGCUUUAACAGUGAGAAGCUCUUCCCAAAUAAAACUUGUCUUCGAAUGUGUGUAGCACUUUGCUUCCCUUUCAGGUUGGGGUCCACGUGCUGACUGUUGGAAAAGUGGGCGCCUUAAGGAGCCAGCAUUGGCGAAGAGGCAGGUUUCUGUCUCCGCCCCGCCAGCUCAGCCCAGUCUGCCCUGUGAAACCAGACUCUCGAAAGCAGACGGAACUUCACAGGGUGCAUGGUCUCCCUCCAGCUCUUCCCUUUGAACUUGGCUGUUGAUCUGUGUGGAUUGUCUUCUUGCCUUGCUUCCCUUCCUUUGUAAUAGCUGAUGAUUAAAGGGCAGGUUUCAAGGACUCCCCUGGUGGCCUGGUGGCCACUACUCCAAGCUCCCAAGGCAGGGGCCCCAGGUUCGAUCCCUGGUUAGGGAACUAGAGCUCACCUACCCCAACUAUAAGAUUCUGUCUGCCUUAAGAUCCUAUGUGCCGCAGUGAAGACCUGGCACAGCCAAGUAAAUGUUUAAAAGAGAGCGGGGGGGCAGUUUUCAGAAAACUAAAAAUUGACAUGUAAGGAUGAGCCUUUCCCCUGGGGCCCACGUGUGUUUCCCUAUCUUCACUGCACCCACCCCCCAUCAUUUUUGUUGGGGGCCACACCACAGCUUGCAGAAUUUCCCCGACCAGGGAUUGGACCCGUGCCUCUGCAGUGACAGCGCAGAGUCCUGACCACUGGAGCACCAGGGACACCCCCCUUCCUCUUUCAAUCAGUGGCAGGGCAGUCCUCCCAGGAUUGCUGCAGACUCCCCUGCAUGUAACUUCCUACCUAGGUUAGUAGGUAGGGUGGUUCACCAAAAGGCCAGUAAUACGUUGCCAAGGAUCACCAUAUAUUAUGGCUGUUUAAGAAAUUAACCAAAUUUCAAGCGACUAUUUGUAUCAACGCAGAAGCUUUGAUUAUUUGUCUCUUAAUGAAUCACUGAGGUUCUUUGUUUUGGUCAUUCUACCUCCUAACAGGAAACCCAACAGACUCAGGCUGAGUUCUAUUCAUUGAUGGUGGGUCUUACAGAGCAGAAGUGGUUUUAAAGCUUCUGGAGCAACAGAGAGUGAAGAACUCUGAGUAAAUGAGGGUGGUGGUGUUUAGAGGAAGCAGGGGGUAAA
Molecule: messenger RNA, 3597 nt
Organism: Budorcas taxicolor (takin)
Lineage: Eukaryota; Metazoa; Chordata; Mammalia; Artiodactyla; Bovidae
Gene: ASH2L
Product: ASH2 like, histone lysine methyltransferase complex subunit
Exons: 16
Coding region: 1-1890 (629 amino acids)
Cellular component (GO): Set1C/COMPASS complex
Molecular function (GO): protein binding; transcription cis-regulatory region binding
Source: RefSeq, a predicted model, not a curated record